This is a messenger RNA of Leguminivora glycinivorella, 1600 nucleotides long. RefSeq names its product ferritin subunit (gene Fer1HCH). Lineage: Eukaryota; Metazoa; Arthropoda; Insecta; Lepidoptera; Tortricidae. The transcript is spliced from 5 exons. Gene Ontology annotation, molecular function: ferrous iron binding; ferric iron binding. Gene Ontology annotation, cellular component: cytoplasm. Bases 168 to 803 code for a protein of 211 amino acids. The record is from RefSeq and is a predicted model, not a curated record. Gene Ontology annotation, biological process: intracellular iron ion homeostasis; iron ion transport.
UCAGAGCCAUUGAAGUGAAUUCUUGUCUUUCCCAUUCGUUUUCGUGUUGAUAAGUCGCCUUCUGCACCAGUGAGUGUAAAGGCUAGACUAUCGCGAGGACAUACGCUCGACACUCUUGAUUAAUUUCAAUUAUUUUCGUCAAAGUAUCUGUGAUUUAUUGUAGAAACAUGAAGGCUGUAAUGCUUGCCGUCGUUUCGUUCCUGGCUGUUUUCGCCCCAGCUUUGGCCACACAAUGCUCAGUGGCGCCAGUGAACGUGCCCAAGGAAUGGAUCACCAUCCACGGCACCUGCCGCUCGGCCAUGAGACGCCAGAUCCAGAUGGAGGUCCGCGCUUCGCUCCAGUACCUGGCUAUGGGUGCCCACUUCUCUAGAGAUGGGGUGAACAGGCCAGGCUUCGCCAAGUUGUUCUUCGAUGCGGCGUCAGAAGAGCGUGAACACGCCCUGAAGCUGAUCGACUACCUGCUGAUGCGUGGAGAGCUGACUCAUGAUGUGUCCUCUCUCAUCAAGAUCAGGCCCCCGGAAAGCAAGACCUGGGAAGCCGGCGUAGACGCCCUGGAACAGGCCCUGAUGAUGGAGAACGAGGUCACCAAGAGCAUCCGCACCGUCAUCUCCGCCUGCGAGGACGACCCAGAGUUCAAUGACUACCAUCUUGUCGACUACCUGACCGGUGAAUUCCUGGAAGAGCAGUACAAGGGCCAGCGCGACCUUGCCGGCAAAGCCACCACCCUCAAGAAGAUGAUGGACCGUCACUCGGCCCUUGGAGAAUUCUUGUUCGACAAGAAACUUCUCGGCAUGGCCAUCUAAAGCCUUUUAACAUGUUAAAAAAUAGUGUUACCAUAGAGAAACGUCAUCUGUCAGUCGGCCAUUCUGAUUUGGCAACUGACAUUCAGCCAUUUUGUGUCCAAAUAGUGUAUUUAAAUUCUUUUUUGAUUGGUAAUUUAGCAUUUAACAUCUAUUAUAUGCAGCAGGGACGCAUACAUAUUUUAGGAUGGCCGUGUCGGUAUUUUUUUAUUUUAAAAUCAUUGUACAAAUUUUAUUAAAAAGUAAUAGCUACCAUAGAUUCGUUCCUAUCUGACGGCCGUUUAGAAACCAUUUCGCGCCAAUUUUUUUUAAAUACUUUAUUUUAUUUAAUCUUAUGUACAAAUAUUGUAGUUGUAAGAAUUAGAAACUGCUAGGCAUAAGUGUCUAUGCCAUUUAACCUAUUUAAAAAAUAUAUCUACCAUAGACUCAGUACAUUUUUUUUUUUCAUUUUACCUAGACUUCAGCCGAUUAUCAUUCAGCCUUUAAAAAAAAUAUUAUUUUAACUUUGUACAAAUGUAGUUUUAAGCAUUUUAUUACUCCACUAUAGUUACGUAUAUCAAGUCAAUUUAACUUUUAAGUGACGUUCCACACCCAAGGGGUCAUAUUUCUUAAGCAAUACUUUUUUGCUCUUGAAGGACCCUUUGUAUGUGCAGCAAAUGUGCAGUGUCACAAAUAGAUAUCAUGUAGGCAAAAAAUCAAGUAUUUGUCCUAUAGAAUAGAUGUUUGAAACACAGUGCUCAAGGCAUUUGCGUUACUGUUUAUAUUGUUUAAUUUUGGUAAAUAAAGUUUUUUCAUCCAUU